Molecule: messenger RNA, 1125 nt
Organism: Jatropha curcas
Lineage: Eukaryota; Viridiplantae; Streptophyta; Magnoliopsida; Malpighiales; Euphorbiaceae
Source: RefSeq, a predicted model, not a curated record
GCUUAUCUUUCUCUUUCCCAAAGUUUCACAUCCUCCAGUCCAGCCCUCCUUCUAUUUCUUCCAUCUAUUAAUUUCCACUUCUUUUAUUAUUUUAAAUUUAGCAGCAACCAUUGAUGAAGAAAUUAAAAUGAAAAAUAAUUAAUUUUUUUAAAUGGGUGAAAUUGCAGCACCAACAACUUCCUUUGCUCCAUGCAAUUACACUAUUGGGAAGAAAUGGAAGGGAACUUUCAGCUUCACCAAGAAGCAAGAAUGGCAAUGCUGCGCUGUGGGUGAUAAAAAAUCAUGGAGGCCAUUGAUCAAGAAUCAGAUGGCAGUUGAGCCUGCCAAGUAUUCAUCAAGAAUCUCUACUGAUAUCCCACUCUAUGAGUCUCCUGGGGCUUCCUUUGAUACAUAUUUGGAGGAUAAGCGCAGAGUUUUCAAAGCAAUGUUUCCUGAUAAAAGGAGGAGUCAACAACUCAAUGAGGAAGAAUGGAGAAUUCAGAUGUUACCCAUUAAUUUCUUGUUUCUUACUGUCCUGCCAGAAGUAGACAUGAGGUUGAGAUGUAAAUCAGGAGGCAAAGAUUAUCCACCAGAAAUUCCAAAACAUAUCUCCAAGGUCCUCGAGCUCGAUAUUAUAAGAUGGAAACUUGAAGGACUUGAUAAUGUUCUUGAACCAUCUCAUUUUUCACUUGGAGUAAAAGGAGCAUUGUAUGCUGAUCGAAUCGGAGGAGCAAGAACACGGUUGAAAGGUCAACUAGAGAUGAACAUAAGCUUUGUUCUUCCUCCUGUGCUUGCUUUGGUUCCUGAAGAUAUUCGCAGAAAUGUUGCAGAAACAGUUUUAACGCGACUAGUGCAAGACAUGAAGCAUAAAGUUAAUGGUAGCCUGCUCGCUGAUUACAGUGAAUUCAAAAGAGGAAGGCUUAAGAAUCUGGUCUGAACUAUUAUUACAGCAGAGGAAAUGGAGCAUGUUACAGUUUCAUUGUUUUGAGAAACUUAGAGAAAAGAUUAUUAACUUUAGUGGAGAAAUAGAUAGUUGAAAUUUGGAAAUUUGUGUGCAAUUGUGAUUUUGAAAUUUUUGAGAUAGUCUUUUUGCAUUAUGUAAUUCUGGCAAGAAAAAUAUAAACUUAACUUCAGCAUUAAUAACCA